Messenger RNA from Aegilops tauschii subsp. strangulata, 379 nucleotides. Lineage: Eukaryota; Viridiplantae; Streptophyta; Magnoliopsida; Poales; Poaceae. The record is from RefSeq and is a predicted model, not a curated record.
AUGGAGGUAGCUGAACUGCAGCGAAAGCUGGAUAUUGCAGGGGAUGGUAUUGCAUUGAUCAACAUGCGUCUUGACGACUCGCAAGUUCUUCGGGUGGAGCUAGCCCGGGCCAAGGAGCAGGCCCGGUGUAGUAAUGCUGCUGCUGAAAAGGCAUCGGCUGAGCUAAGAGCCGAACAAGAUGCUCGGUGCCAAGAUGAGGAGAAGAUAUCCGCAAUGGCGCUUGAAUUAAAAAAUGCUGCCAGCCGCUGUGAAUUUCUUGAGAAGGAAAGUGAAGCCAAGACGGCUGGGCUUGACAAGGCCUUACGAGAGGCAAGUGAAGCGCGGUCUGAAUCCAGGGCAGCCCAUGAGGAGAUCCGGCAGGCUAAGGAGAUAGCGGCCG